AUGAUGAAGAUGAACCGUGUGAUUUGUGUGUUGGCCGUUCUGCUGUGCAUCGCCUGCGGGUAUGCCAUGGCGGCGACCACUACUACUACUGGACAGACAAAGGCAGUUCAAUGGAAAGAAGACACAGGUGCCCCAGGAGAAGUGGGUGGGGGAGAUGAGUCACUGGGCGGCGGUGCAGGUGCUGGUGGCGUGCCAGAAUCAGGAGUACCUCCUACAGUAGAAGGACCAGAUGGAGAAGAAGAGGAUUCUCCUGAGGAAGAGGAUGAUCCAACAGAUAAAGAACCAGAAGCGAAACCAGAUGGACCCGAAGCUGGUCCUGGAGAUGAUAAAGAAGAAGAAGAAAAUGGAGACCAAGAUGGGAGUGCAACGGACCCUAGCCCCAAGCCAGAGAAACCUGAAGAUGGAGAGGGUGAAGGGGAUAACAAUGGCGAGUCGAAACCUCCUACAGGAGGAGAUGAACAAAACCCCAGCGAGAAACCAUCAACACAAGAACCCACUUCCACUAAUGCACCAAGCAACGAGCAGAAGCCGGGCGAUGCUGACAGCAGUUUCAGCCCUGUGUGGAUGCGCACUGCCGCACCUCUGCUGAUUGUGGCUGCGUUGGUAUUGUAA
This is a messenger RNA of Trypanosoma theileri, 612 nucleotides long. RefSeq lists its product as uncharacterized. Lineage: Eukaryota; Euglenozoa; Kinetoplastea; Trypanosomatida; Trypanosomatidae. The transcript has a single exon. The record is from RefSeq and is a predicted model, not a curated record. Bases 1 to 612 code for a protein of 203 amino acids.